AUGGGCACACAACUAUUUAACAAAAUUUAUAUACUCUAUCAAAGCAAACACUUUCUCGUCGUAAAUAAACCGCCAGAUUUAUUAAUUAAUAGCAAUGAUUGUGAGAAGAAUACAGUUCAAACAAUAUUAAGACAUCAACUUCCAGAUUUGAGUAAUCCAAAGCUAACCCACGAAUUCUAUUUUGCUCAUCGGUUGGACUUUUCUACAAGUGGAAUCUUGUGCAUUCCACUGCACAAGAAAGCGUGUGCCUCGUUAAGUAAAUCAUUUGAAAAUCAAAAAUGCGAAAAGUAUUACAUUGCAAUUGUCAAUGGACACGUUGAGGGACAAGCACAUAGAGAUAUUAAUGUGGCAAUAGGAGAAGAUAUUCGAUAUGAAAAUACAAGCAAGAAAAUGUGCACAGAAUUUGAAUCUGAAUUUUGUAAGAAUUCUCGCAAAUCACAGACUCGUCUCACAGUCCUUGCAUUUGGAAUGUAUAAAAAGCAAAAAAUCUCCAAAGUUAUUCUCCAACCUAUCACUGGUCGACGCCAUCAAUUAAGACUGCAUUGCUCUUCAAUAGGACAUCCAAUUCUUGGUGAUUUUACUUAUGGUUCAAAAGAAGAUCAAAAAAUGUCACGAAUGUAUUUGCAUGCAAUAAGAAUAAUUGCUCCAAAUGAUUUUGAAAAUCUCCAUAUUCAAACAGAUGAUCCUUUCGAUGAUGAUAAGUUUAAUUUUCAAACACAUUUAACACCAAUGGUAUAGAUUUAAGUUAUUAAUUUAUAUUCUUAUACAAAAACUA
This is a messenger RNA of Episyrphus balteatus (marmalade hoverfly), 775 nucleotides long. RefSeq names its product RNA pseudouridylate synthase domain-containing protein 1-like. The record is from RefSeq and is a predicted model, not a curated record. NCBI's taxonomy places the organism in Eukaryota, Metazoa, Arthropoda, Insecta, Diptera, Syrphidae. Gene Ontology annotation, molecular function: pseudouridine synthase activity; RNA binding. Gene Ontology annotation, biological process: pseudouridine synthesis. The coding region runs from base 1 to 738 and encodes 245 amino acids. The transcript is spliced from 6 exons.